AUGAAACAACUCUCUGUCCUGCUGUUUUCAUGCAUCAGCGCCCUCGUGGCAGACGCCAGUGCGGCUGUCAACCGCUCCUCGCUUUUGAGCUAUGCGUCAAAGCCCCGGGUUUUCGUUCUCUCAGACAUUUCCAAUGAGCCCGAUGACACCCAGUCUUUCGUGCGAUUCCUGCUCUACAGCAAUCCGUUCCAAAUCGAGGGCAUGACCGCCGUCACUUCCACCUGGCUGAAGGACAAGGUGUACCCCGAGCAGAUCUCAGCCGUGGUUGAUGCGUACGCUCAAGUGGUCGACAACCUGAAUCAACACACUUCCCCUUCAUCCCCGUAUCCCUCUGCGGAGUACCUCCACAGCAUUGUCAAAUGCGGUCCUGAAGUAAGCACCCCCGUGGCCGUCUUUACACGGUUCCUGCUAAUUAGAACACAGAUGUACGGCAUGGAAGGCGUUGGCCCUGGUAAGAAUCUUAGUUCCGGCGCAGAGCUACUGCUCAGCCAACUCCGCCAACCCGUUGACGAACCCCUGUGGGUCCUCGGAUGGGGCGGCGUGAACGUCCUAGCAGAGACCUUGUACUACGUGCACGACAACUUCAAUGCCACUGAGGCGGCACGUCUGCGUGCCCAGCUACGCGUGUACACCAUCUCCGAUCAGGAUGACAGCGGCCUCUGGAUCCGCGAGCAGUUCCCGGAUAUCUUCUAUAUCGCAUCAAUGCACGGAUGGAACCAGUACAGGCUGGCCACGUGGGCGGCUAUUUCCGGCGAGGAGUACUACAACUUCGAUGUGGGCGGGCCGGACUUCACCAAAGUCUCCGCCGCGUGGCUAAAGGAGCACAUCCAGAUCGGCGUCUAUGGCAAGGAGUAUCCGGACUACAAAUACAUUAUGGAGGGAGACACUCCGACUUUCUUGUAUCUUAUCCAGAACGGGCUGGGCGUGCGCGAGCAGCCCGACUACGGCUCGUGGGGUGGCCGCUACUCGCUGGUGGAUCUGUCCCAGCAGGUCAGGUACCGGCAGUACAGUGACGCGGCAGACCGGGUGAUCGGCCAGAACAACCGCACCUACGCCUCAAACCACGCAGCCAUCUGGCGUUGGAGAGAUGCGUAUCAGAAUGACUUUGCUGCUCGGAUGCAAUGGGCUCUCCCGGCCAACGAGACUAAGGCUGCCAACCACCACCCCGUGGUCAUAGUGAACGGACACAUAGAGCUGAGCCCGCUGUUCAUCGCGUCGACGCCUAAUGCUACCGUGUGGCUUGACGCCUCCGAGACGUACGACCCCGAUCAAGACAGCCUUUUAUUCCGGUGGUUCCAGUACAAGGAGCCUGGAUCGACCGACUGGAACGUUGGAAACCAGAUCCCGAGCUUGGAUGUGACUGUGUCUGGCGACGGUCGACGCGCGCAGGUCACAAUUCCCUCCGAAGACAAGGUCUGCGAUGGCAAGAGCUUCAACGACUCGGGCUGUUGGACCUUGCACCUUAUCCUGGAAGUGACGGACAACGGCGUAUAUCCAUUGACGACGUACAAGCGCGUCCUGUUCGAGAUAACGAACUCGACACAGGCAGCUACUGAUUGA
Molecule: messenger RNA, 1560 nt
Organism: Aspergillus niger
Lineage: Eukaryota; Fungi; Ascomycota; Eurotiomycetes; Eurotiales; Aspergillaceae
Exons: 1
Coding region: 1-1560 (519 amino acids)
Molecular function (GO): hydrolase activity, hydrolyzing N-glycosyl compounds
Source: RefSeq, a predicted model, not a curated record